AUGAGAUACUUUGAUGGUGGCUCUUUACAGUGUUCUGGUAGAAACUUUGAUUCGGAAUUAACAAGAUUACCACGUGGUCUCGGCAUCGGUGUCGAUAGAACUACUGGUCAACUCAAGGCUUCAGUAAUACAAUUAAUAUACCCACCAACAGAUCACAUUGGGAUCAGUCAACCGAAUUGCAGCCGCUUACGAUACUAUUCGGGUUCACAUUUUCACAAUGCUUCACAGUUAAAUACAGCAUGGCGACAGACAAUUGCUGAUGGCAAAGUUUGUGGUGGUGAAUUAGCCCGUCGACCUGAAAUCUUAGAAUAUUAUGCGAAGUAA
Rotaria socialis is the source of this 324-nucleotide messenger RNA. NCBI's taxonomy places the organism in Eukaryota, Metazoa, Rotifera, Eurotatoria, Philodinida, Philodinidae. The record is from the annotation of a GenBank genome assembly.